AUGCGAUGCGAGGCUUGUGAAGAGGAUAUCCGUAAAGGCAGUUCAAAGAUAAAAUGUUGUAAUCUAAAUUGUGAAGUUAUCCUACAUCAGAAAUGCUUCUCAUCGAUUGCCAAAGUUAUAAAACUAGAAAAAUCCGACCGGCUGUGCAAGAACUGCGAUGAAGAUAGUGACACAUUAACCACAACCGUGAUAUCGUAUAGCGAUGGAGAUGUAAUCAAGGAGCUUGCUAAAGUGAAAAGUGAUGUUCGGCUACUAACUGAUCUUGUGAAUGAGUUAAAAUCUACUGACAAAAUUUUGCUCAACAAAAUUGAACAGAUUACAUCCAGCAGGUUUCCCGAUGUACAAAUACAGCAGAAUACUGAACUUCCCGUACUUUAUAGUCAGGUUGUGUCAAAAACUGUAAGCAAUCAUUCCAAGUCUGUUUUAAUUAUUACGUCAAAUGAUCAAAAAGAAUCAAACUCCGAGGUUUUAAAUACUGUUAAAGCGAAUGUUAACCCUGCUGCCGAGAAAAUAAGUAUCAAUGGUGUUAAGCUUAUAAAAAAUGGAAUGUUGAUUAGUUGCUCUAACGAAGAAUCUUUAGAAAAACUUAAGGGUGUAUUUCAGAAUAAGUUUAACAGUAAGUAUGAAGUAACAGCUCCCAAACCCUUCAAACCCCGUCUCUUGAUUACUGAUGUUGAUAAAUCACUAGAUGAUAGAAACACUUUCCUCGAAUCAAUAGUCCAAAAUAAUGAUUACUUGGCUGAUUGUGAUAUAAAGGCACCCAGGAGUAACUCUGCACACAAUAGAAGCAAUCCACACCUUUGUGCCUACCCAAACUGA
Molecule: messenger RNA, 819 nt
Organism: Acanthoscelides obtectus
Lineage: Eukaryota; Metazoa; Arthropoda; Insecta; Coleoptera; Chrysomelidae
Source: the annotation of a GenBank genome assembly